This is a messenger RNA of Aplosporella prunicola CBS 121167, 1171 nucleotides long. RefSeq lists its product as uncharacterized. The coding region runs from base 31 to 813 and encodes 260 amino acids. The record is from RefSeq and is a predicted model, not a curated record. NCBI's taxonomy places the organism in Eukaryota, Fungi, Ascomycota, Dothideomycetes, Botryosphaeriales, Aplosporellaceae. The transcript has a single exon.
CCCAUCUCUCACAACUCUAACAACCUCAUUAUGUUCACUUCGUCUUCAGUGCAUGAGGAAUCCGAAACUGUCGACAUUCCAAGUGUUUUGCACAGCCAGGAAACCUACGAGUUCAUCGGCUUCACACCACAAGUUGCCGCAGACAUAUGGCAAUGCUUUCUUACGCAGCCACCUGACCUUGACGGAAGUUUUCUCGAUUUUACGACGGAGCACGUAGGGCUGCAUCCUAUUUCGGAUGCCGAAAGUGGCCACGAUGACUGGAUUGGAUGCCUCCAGGCUCUUGGGAUUAACGACCAGCUGUCGACCGCCAUCCUGUUACCUGAAUAUGACGACAUCAGAUUCUCGGCUACCUGCAAAUACUGGGUGCUCGAGUCACUUGUUUCCACGUAUCAUGCACUUCAAAAUCUUACCAGGGGAAAUGUCAAGUAUGCAGAGACUGUCGAUGCCAUCCCUGGUCAUCAUGUCGUUUGGUGGGCUGGCGACAAGUCUCAGGCUGCAAGAUUCUAUGAGCAUGAGACUGGAAAGAUCAACCUCGCCUCAAUUUCAACGGCACCUGGAGACUUCAGUGGAACUUUUAGAACCGCCUAUUUCACUCCCCAAAGAGAGACGGCGGACAGGUAUGCGUGCUGGAGGAAACAUAAACAGCCUAUAUCAGAAAUUGCGGUAAUCCAAGUUGCUGUUCCGGACGACUUCAUCAGAAGCUUAUCAACACAAUACCUAUGGCUCAAAGACAGGUCUAGGCCUUCCGAUGAAUGGAAGGAGCUCAUCUGGCAUUCAAAACGGGGAAUGCGCCUCCCCAAAGAUCUUAGGUGAAUGAGUCAGAAGGAUCUGUUGAUUGGACAUAUUGCGUCUGGGCUCAAUUGCAAGUUCCACGGCAUCGACAACCCAACCGACAUUAAGGAGACGGACUUGGUCACGAUCAAGGUGGACAGCACGUCGAUGAAGUCCAUCCAAUGGGUUUUUAUGACAGACGAUGCAAUGGACGGGUUCGAGGAGAAUUGUAAAGGAAAGGUUCAGUUCUAUUCCCUGGGAGCCCUUAAGGUGCCAAAGAUGGUGGAGUGAGGGACUUCUUCAACACUAUUAUUUUUCAGUUACGUUUGUGAUCAUCACCUCCUGUUCCUGCCAAACGCCACCACCGCUCAUAAACGUCAACCAUUACCACCAUCCCAAC